Molecule: messenger RNA, 1118 nt
Organism: Belonocnema kinseyi
Lineage: Eukaryota; Metazoa; Arthropoda; Insecta; Hymenoptera; Cynipidae
Exons: 7
Coding region: 142-1098 (318 amino acids)
Source: RefSeq, a predicted model, not a curated record
UGACUCUCACGAUCCCACAGAGAUGCCUCUAAAGUUGUCAGGAAAUGCUUUAAAAGAAACUUUGGAAGAAAUUACUCCUUUGCAGGCAUCUUUGCAAGGAAAAAACAAUAAACCAGUGACAGCUGCAAAGAAUGCACAGAAAUGCGGAAAAAGGUCGAUGAAACGAUCAGAUUCAGAGUUAUCCGAAGAUUCUUUUUCUCUUCACUCAAAAAAAAGCCUAAAAGACAUUCAGAAUCCGAUUGUGAAAACAGUGAUUCAAGAGGCUUAGCCAAUAGAAAACUACAAGAAAGAAACAGAGAUUCAGGAUAUGACAAAAAUAAUAUGUCGUUAGAUAGCGAUCACUCAUCAAGUUCACUGGAUUCGUCUUCCAAAAAUUCUAUCUCGUCAAAGGAUCAUUCCAUAGUAACAGAAUUGAAACGCAAUACCUCCAAUAGAUCGAAGACUACAACUACGAAUAAAAUGACACAAACUGAUGAUACUAAUGAUACAAAUGAACAAGCGAUUAAAAACGCUGUCGUUUCUAGAAUAAUUAAAGCCUUCGGCAUGAAACUUGAAAGUGUAAAGCGAAGAAUUCUAUACGAUCUGAACAACAAAAUAAAUGAAGUAAAAGCGAUGAUCGUAGCAGCGAAUGACGUUGAUCAAACUUUACCUGAGAGAGAAAUUUUACCUCAGUUACCAAUGACGAACAAAGAAAACUUUUUAUCUCUUGAGCAACAGCUAACAGAAUCUGCAGAGAUGACCACUGCCCUAAAAUCUUUUAUUCGACAUAAUACGAAGCUUCUGAAAGACUUUAAAGCAGCUAUAAAUGCAGUUUUGCCAAUGAUUAUAUCAAAGGAAGUUCAGUUGCAAUACAGCGGAUUUGGUCGGUUCACUAAAGGACAAAGAAAAGAAAACUUUUCAAAGACAACGACGUGCACGAUUUUGAAAGAAAUUGUCUUACAAAAAUUCGCAGAUAUUUCCGUCAAAGAUUUUAAUUCUUACAUAACACGCUGGUUAUCAAAUGCCAGCGAUCGAGAUGGUGGAAAAAAAUUAAGAUUAAGCGCACCAGUUGUCCUACAAGAAGAUCCGCAAGAAAAUGUUAAAGUAGCAUACUUGUAAAUCAACUUUAUUUUUAAGCU